CAAAAAAAAUAAAUUUAAUUCAUUUUUUUUAACAUUUAUUUAAAAUUUUAUAUGGAUUAUCUCGAAUAAAAUAUUAUAAUAAACUAUUCUGAACGAACAGAUGAUAUUUAGAUGGGGCUAUAUUGGAUCGAUAUUAUGGCCAGGUUGGUCCAUAACUAAUAACAAGGAGUUUAUCUUUAGCUGCAUAGCCUUUGCCAUAAUCGCGUUUUCAUAUGAAGCUAUAAAAUCAUUAAAAGAAUAUCUAUUUAAAUACCCGCUAUUUUUCAAUAGGAGUAAAUACGUGUUCAAGAAUAAUGAAUACAAAUUAUUUAUAUGCGAACACGGCUCAUCAAUUAUACCCCGAGGAAAUAAGGUUAGGAGGAGAAAUUCGGCAUCAAAUACUGAUAGACACUUUUCUAAAUCAUAUUCCACUCGCGAGUAUAGCAGACCCAGUUAUCAGGAUACUGUAGAAAAUUUGGUCAAUUUAAAUAAAAUCCAAAAUAUUUAUUCGGACGAGCCAGACAUCCUAACCUACCCUUUGAGUGAUGAUAAUAUUCUGUGCCAUUGUCGAAAUAGAAUAAUAUUCAAUAUAUGGGACCAUAUUCUUCAAUCAAUAAUAGUGACUUUGCAAACUCUCAUAGGACUGACUCUGAUGAGCAUUUCGAUGUCGCUUAAUAUUUGGUUCUUCUUAUCAAUUAUUAUUGGAGCUGGUAUCGGAUAUAUGUGCUUCCAAUUAAAGGAAUGGAAAAUUAUUAACAAAUAAAAAUUAACUAAUUAAUUUGACCAAAAAAAACUAUUUCAAAAAUAUUAAUUUUUUUUAACUUGGUAAUAUCACAAUUAUCCAUUGCUGAUUAAUGCGCAUUAUCAUAAUUAAUCCACAUUUGAAUCUGGGGAAUCAAAGCGUUUAGCAUACAAAAUUAACUCUAGACCUCUAUAUGUAAUAUAUACAAUAACGAGACAAGGAGUUGAAUUGAUGCUCAAAAAAAAGAAUGAAAUUAAAUAGAUUGCCAAUUUAUUAUUUUUUUAGAUAUAUAAUGAACGAGAUAAUAUAAAUAUUACUCUGUAAUCAUAUACAAAAAAAGCAAUACAAAAAUAUUUGAAGCUAUUGGUGGAACAUUAACAUCGACUGAGAAUUAUAGGGUUCUAUAUCCACUUUUUUGAAAGAUGCCAUUUUUUUUAUAUAUAUAAUGAAUUCUUUAACCACUAUAUUCUUAUAUAUCCACAAUAAAAAAAUUUAAAAUAUAUAAUUGAGAAUAAUCCUUUAUUCGCAAUUUUACAUAAAAUGCAAGAAAUAUAUUUUUUUAAAUGCUCGCCUGAACAAUUAAAAAUAAAUGGAUAUAAACAUUAUAA
Gordionus sp. m RMFG-2023 is the source of this 1329-nucleotide messenger RNA. RefSeq lists its product as uncharacterized. Bases 101 to 742 code for a protein of 213 amino acids. Gene Ontology annotation, biological process: copper ion transmembrane transport. The transcript has 3 exons. The record is from RefSeq and is a predicted model, not a curated record. NCBI's taxonomy places the organism in Eukaryota, Metazoa, Nematomorpha, Gordioida, Chordodea, Parachordodidae. Gene Ontology annotation, molecular function: copper ion transmembrane transporter activity. Gene Ontology annotation, cellular component: plasma membrane.